Dothidotthia symphoricarpi CBS 119687 is the source of this 330-nucleotide messenger RNA. RefSeq lists its product as uncharacterized. The record is from RefSeq and is a predicted model, not a curated record. The transcript has a single exon. Bases 1 to 330 code for a protein of 109 amino acids. NCBI's taxonomy places the organism in Eukaryota, Fungi, Ascomycota, Dothideomycetes, Pleosporales, Dothidotthiaceae.
AUGGCCUCGAGGCGGCAGACGUUGGUCGAGGGCGUGCUCAGGAGAACGCUGCCGCGGCCAGCCAGUCAGCGUCGACCAACUUAUCAUCGGACAAAAGCCUUUAGCAACGAUCCCCACGCCGCCAAGCUUCCCGCCUGGCAUGACACUGAACACGGUGCUCAUGAGCUGUGUAUGGCAUGGCUGCUGGCGGCGUAUGGGGCGCUGCUCUUGCGACGGCGAGGGCUUCCCUACAAGACGCCGAUAGACAUGGUCGUCCGCACCACCCUCUGCGCCUAUCUUGCAACCGCAGGCUGCCUGGCCCGCGAGCGGCGAGAUAAGCCGCGUCGAUGA